This is a messenger RNA of Acanthosepion pharaonis, 693 nucleotides long. The record is from the annotation of a GenBank genome assembly. NCBI's taxonomy places the organism in Eukaryota, Metazoa, Mollusca, Cephalopoda, Sepiida, Sepiidae.
AUGAAAGUAUUUAUACAAAAGGCGCACAAACCAUCUAUCUAUCUAUCUAUCUAUCUAUCUAUCUUUUUCACCAUUUUUUUUUUUUUCUCUCUCUCUCUCUCUCUCUCUCUCUCUCUCGCUCUCUCUCUCUCUCUCUCUUGCAAUCUUGCUCACUCACUCACACACGCUUUAGGUGCUGUGACAAUAUGGAAGCCAACUGUGACUCCUCUAUCUGAAUUGCGUCCUUCAGAAUUGAAACCCAUUAUUUCAGCCACAGGGGAAGAAAUUAUUGCAGUUCAGAAAACAUCCUUAGCUAAAGAAAAACCUGAUGACAUCUGCACAAUUGGUAGCAGCCACAAUCGAUCUGCCAGACCAUUUGGAGCUGCAUCUGGUCCUCAGGAUUCUGGACCUUCUGUGAUCCAUGCUCAGUUCAACAGCCCAAUUGGAAUGUAUUCAGCUGAAAACCUUGCUGAGACCUAUUCAGAGCAAGCAUCAUCUUUACGAGAAAACAUGGCAAAUAUGAACGUCAGCGGCCAAGCUGGUAGACCUCAGCCGAUGAUUCCUGCCUCAGCUCCAGGUGAGAACUCUCAAGCAAGCAAUGUAUCAAGUGAUGAAGUUUUGCCGCAUGAUGGGCACGCUACCACUUUUGGGAGGCUGGAAGAUGAGCUUAAUAAGAAGGAAGUUGACAGUAUGUACACUAACUGCACAUUGUAA